Molecule: messenger RNA, 561 nt
Organism: Postia placenta MAD-698-R-SB12
Lineage: Eukaryota; Fungi; Basidiomycota; Agaricomycetes; Polyporales; Adustoporiaceae
Exons: 2
Source: RefSeq, a predicted model, not a curated record
GGCUCCUACAUUCUAUCACCUCUUGAAGAAGCGAGCCGCGAUCCGUUGCAAAACUUUGGCUUUGUUGCGACAUGGCGGAAUAUCGGCCAGGAUACCCGCGUUACGAGUUAUUCAAUCAAGAACAGUCUUGACUUGUCGUCUCCGUUACUGCCUUCGUCGCCCAAACAACCGAGGGCGCCGUCACAGCGGCGCUCGACGAUUCCUGAGCUAAUGCGGAAGCCACCUCUGUCGGGAAUAUUAUCCAAGGCCGCAGCGCCUGUUAUAGAAAGCGAUACUACAUUCGCGGCAUUCAAGGCAUUACCGCUUGACCCUACACGCACACGGAGGGAUUCCGGGAGCUAUAUUGAGCCUGCGGAUGAGCUUGCGGGUGCAGCCAACUGCAAAGAUGCCGUGGACAUCAUUGUGGAUGCGAUCCGACAAGCAUGUCAAGAUGCAGGCGGCGCACACGGAGAAUUAAUGGCAGAGGAGGAUAUUGUCAGCUUGGCUGAAGCACAGCGCAUGACUAGCGUGUACGCUAAGAUGGAAUACGGUGUCAAGAGGCUGCUAUGGCUGGGGGGCUAG